Molecule: messenger RNA, 903 nt
Organism: Suillus discolor
Lineage: Eukaryota; Fungi; Basidiomycota; Agaricomycetes; Boletales; Suillaceae
Product: Sin3 associated polypeptide p18-domain-containing protein
Exons: 3
Coding region: 1-903 (300 amino acids)
Biological process (GO): negative regulation of DNA-templated transcription
Cellular component (GO): nucleus
Molecular function (GO): transcription corepressor activity; transcription factor binding
Source: RefSeq, a predicted model, not a curated record
AUGGAGACUACUACCCCAGCGGGACAGCCUAUCGUCUCAAGGGAGAAGACGGCCCCAUUUCUCAUCCGAACAUUUGUAAAGGUUGGGUCAUUCCAUAGGCUGACUUUGUUCGAGGAGAACACUCUGCCAACCGCAGACGAACAACAGAUUUACACCUGGAAAGAUGCCACCUUGCGUGAAGUACUGACGACUCUCCGAAACGCUGCACCCCAAAUACCAGAGUUUCGCCACCCUUUGGCUCGUUAUUCCUUCCGUGCUAUAUACGCAGACGCAGCAAACAGGGGACGCUUUGCACAGAAAGAGCUUGGUAUGGUGUAUUCUCGCGAUAUCCUGGGCGAACCAGGUACUCUUGACAGCCCCGCGGCACGCCUGCUCAGCGACAUGGAUGGCGAAUCCAGAGAGCAGACAGAGCGGGAGAAAGAGGAGAGGACUCUUGAUGAACUUCGAUUCGUGCCAGGAGACUAUCUUUGCGUCUCUAUUAUCCUUCCAAAAGCCGCCGCGGCUGCAGUAGCUGCAGCCACCCAGGUUGAGAGCACUGUCAAGAUUCCAGUCCAAAACGGCUGGAGAUCCGUACCAGCAGCACGGCAGAGUGAUGCAGGUUGGGGAGCAGCAGCUCCUGCUGGCCGAGGUGGGGGUCAUUGGCGAGGGGACUCCAACCCUGCUCCUCCCAGUGGUCCACGAGGAAGAGGUGGUGGUGGUGGUGGUGGUGGUGGAAGGGGUGGAGACUUUGCUGGAAGAGAUCGCGACUUUGACCGCAACAGAGAUUCGGAGAGACGUCUGCCACCAAGGCGCGAUUCACCACCUCACCGAGGUGGCGGCUGGGGUGGUAGGGGUGGCAAACGGUCACCAUCAGGUUCGCGGUCAAGGAGCCCACCGCGACGCAGAGGAUCUCGUUACGACUGA